CUACCACUGCCUUUGGACUUCGAACACGAUUACUACGCAGGCACUGGUUAGUGUCAGUAGUUGCCGGUCGCUUUCCCAGUGAAGUUUUACCUGAGUUUUUUGGAUCGUUCCGGGGCUUUUGGGAUUAUAAUAACUUAAUAAUAAUUGCAUAAUCGCAAUGAGCGGAAACCUGGAUUACAAGGCAGCCACGUCGAUCUACGACUUCGAGGCUAACUCUAUCAAAGGGGACGUAGUACCCUUGUCAAACUACAAAGGUCACGUCUGUUUGAUCGUUAACGUUGCUUCGAAAUGUGGUCUUACUGAGACUAACUAUAAAGAGCUGAAUGAACUCUAUGACAAAUAUGCAGAGACUCAGGGCCUGAAAAUUUUAGCAUUUCCGUGCAAUCAAUUUAACGGUCAAGAGCCAGGUGACAGCGAGGAAAUUUGUAGUUUCGCCAGUCGUAAGAAGGUCAAGUUUGAUCUCUUUGAGAAAAUUGAUGUCAACGGUGACAACACACAUCCCUUAUGGAAGUGGUUGAAGAAGGAGCAGGGUGGCACCUUCGGUAACUUCAUCAAAUGGAACUUCACGAAAUUCGUUAUCGACAAAGAAGGAAAAGCAGUAGAGAGACAUGGACCCAAUGUGGAUCCAUUGAAAAUAGCUUCACAUCUUGAGAAGUACUUUUGAGGGAUUACCUCAGUCACUCCCUAAUGCACGGUUGUGAUUGCGAACAUUUUUUUUUAUAUUCAGCAAAAUUACAUUACCACAUUAGAGUUCAAUCAUUGAUUGAAAAAUAUCCACGAGUUCACAUUUAUUACGAAUAGCUUAUUUGGAGGUAUAUUUUACCCGUAUUUUUUGAGUAUCGCAUAGCAACCCUUAUUAGGAAUUUGUACUCUUGAAAUGCACUUUAAUAAACAUAUGAUAAUUUGAAAAAGAAUUAAUUGGUGAAAUUAAUAUACAGCUCUCAUG
Molecule: messenger RNA, 946 nt
Organism: Diachasmimorpha longicaudata
Lineage: Eukaryota; Metazoa; Arthropoda; Insecta; Hymenoptera; Braconidae
Exons: 5
Coding region: 158-664 (168 amino acids)
Biological process (GO): response to oxidative stress
Molecular function (GO): glutathione peroxidase activity
Source: RefSeq, a predicted model, not a curated record